This is a messenger RNA of Cladocopium goreaui, 1156 nucleotides long. Lineage: Eukaryota; Dinophyceae; Suessiales; Symbiodiniaceae. The record is from the annotation of a GenBank genome assembly.
CUUUAUGGCCCGCCACUGAUGUUUGGUGGCCGGGGCCGGCCGGCUAUUUUGGAGGAAAAUGUCGGCAGAAGCAGAUGGCUACAAGCUGUUUGUGGGAAAUUUACCGACAGAUUGCACUUCAGAGGAGUUGCGUGCCGUUUUUUCAACUUAUGGAGUUGUGACACAUGUGCAUGUAAUGAAUCCUCAUCCUCGAACAGGGCAGAGGUGUGCUUUUGUCUUUUACGCGACGAGAUCGGCCGGGGAGGAUGCAUGUGAAGUCUUAGACAAUCAAUACAAAAUUCGUAGCGAUGCCUCUCAGCCCAUUGUGGUUAGAUGGUCCAAGGAUAGCACGCAAGAGAAACCCCGUGAAAAGGUCUCUCAGGGCCAGGAGAGAGCCGCUGAGGAUGGCUACAAGCUCUUUGUGGGAAGCCUCCCACCAGAUUGCACUUCAGAGGAGUUGCGUGCCGUUUUUUCAACUUAUGGAGUUGUGACACAUGUGCAUGUAAUGAAUCCUCAUCCUCGAUCAGGGCAGAGGUGUGCUUUUGUCUUUUACACGACCAAAUCGGCCGGAGACGAUGCAUGCAAAGUCCUCGACAAUCAGUACAAGAUUCGUAGUGACGCGUCUCAGCCCAUUGUGGUUAGAUGGUCCAAGGAGCCAACAAAGGAGUUUAGACCGAAAGAGAGUUUCGCGCCUGCGGGGCAUUGGGAGAAGGGCUCACAGGAGAAGGGUUCCUGGGGCAAAGGCUGGGAAGAUGAUGGCUGGGGCUGGGAAUGGAUAGGCCAAAGCAGCAAGGGCAGCAAAGGCAGCUGGCAAGGUGAUGGUUGGUCAAAGGGUUGGAGCUUUCGGGAAGAUGGAAAAGGGAAAGCUGCAAAGGGCCCGCCUCCUUCUUAUGGCAAAGGCUGGAACAAAGGCUACGAUGGCUACGAAGAUGUUGGUUGGAGCUGGGACUGGGACAAUGGAAAAGGAAAGGGCAGCAAAGGCAGCUGGCAAGGUGAUGGUUGGUCAAAGGGUUGGAGCUUUCGGGAAGAUGGAAAAGGGAAAGCUGCAAAGGGCCCGCCUCCUUCUUAUGGCAAAGGCUGGAACAAAGGCUACGACGACUACGAAGAUGUUGGUGGAAGACUGAGAGAGUCAGAACUGUGGGAUUGCAGAGAAAGCCACGUCUUUGCCUCAUCAUAA